Lycium ferocissimum is the source of this 348-nucleotide messenger RNA. RefSeq lists its product as uncharacterized. The transcript has a single exon. The record is from RefSeq and is a predicted model, not a curated record. The coding region runs from base 1 to 348 and encodes 115 amino acids. Lineage: Eukaryota; Viridiplantae; Streptophyta; Magnoliopsida; Solanales; Solanaceae.
AUGGAAGUGAGGCUUAAUACCCAGUCCAUCCAAAAGAAAGGAAGUUUCAAGUAUGGUGGGUCUAUUAUCCAAGGUAAUAAGGAGGUUGACGAUGAUGUCACACAUUAUAUUGGUGCAGGGUGGAUAAAAUGGAAUCUUGCAUCUGGAGACUUCCGUGAUAAUAAGGUGGCACCAAAACUUAAAGGCAAGUUCUACAUAGUGGUGGUAAGACAAGCUAUGUUGUAUGUGGCAGAGUGUUGUCCAGUUCAGAAUUCUCACAUUAAGAAGAGGAAAGUUGUGGAAAUGAGAAAGUUGGGAUGCAUGUGUAGGCAUACUAGGAGAGAUAGAAUUAGAAAUAAAGAUAUAUGA